This is a messenger RNA of Leucoraja erinaceus (little skate), 7452 nucleotides long. Its product is annotated as protein CC2D2B-like. Lineage: Eukaryota; Metazoa; Chordata; Chondrichthyes; Rajiformes; Rajidae. The record is from RefSeq and is a predicted model, not a curated record. Gene Ontology annotation, biological process: protein localization to ciliary transition zone; non-motile cilium assembly. Bases 650 to 6325 code for a protein of 1891 amino acids. The transcript has 47 exons. Gene Ontology annotation, cellular component: ciliary transition zone.
AUAUGGUGUACACAUAUCUGCUAAAUUUGUAUAAGAUAAUUACAAGCAGUUGAAUAAGGGGUGGGAAUUAAUAAGCUUUGGCUUCUUCCUGCUCCUUUUCGGACACAUAUGAUUUCAUUUAUUUAUUGAUAUUGUUUAUGACACUUUAUAAAUAUUUUUGUUUUGUUUUUUUGUAUGCUGUUUCACACUUGCUUUUUAUUCUUUGAUUCUGUUUGAAAUAAAUAAUAAAAUAAAAUAAAAUAAUAAAAAUAAAAUGUUCCUUCCUGAUCUGAGAUUUUGGGCAUUUUCAGUUUUUAUUUCAGAUUUUUAACAUUAGUACUUUUUGAUUUUCAAUCAUUUCAGAAUUAUAAACAUUUGUUUCCUCUCUAAUUGUUUCACACAAAACAAUUUUUUUAGGCAAUGGCCUGGAUUUUGCUGCCUGUGGCUGCCAUCAGCACCCACUGCUUGAAUACCCCACUGCACUAAAUUGGUUUAGAUCCUCAGGAACUAAACUUGCCAGGCGAGAGCAUCCUUAAUCCUCUCAGUUCAGCGCUGGAGUAAUUUAAAAAUCAGUUUCUAAAGCCGUCAACGCCGACAACGGGGACGGAUUUCACGUACGGGACAGGGCCCGUUGAAAAUAUCCAGUUGAAGACUAUUCAAGCUUAAUAAAAUGGCAGAAGACAAAAUUCCGCCUGAAACACAAAAUUCUCCAAGUGACAGUGAUGAAUCAUGGGAUAAGAAUACACAAGAAGAACAUAUAAGGCGACGGAUUUCAGUCAGAAGAGAACAUAUAAGAAAAAGGCUUGCAGAAGAGUCUGAACAAUCACUGUUACUUGACCAAAGUGAAGAUUACAGCAGUGCCAGAAUAGAAAAGCGUUCUGUUACAGGUGAUAAAAAACUAGCUGAUGUGAUACGAAGUAGAGUUAGAGAAAAGCUGAAAGCUGUAAAGGGAGGGAUUGCAAGUUCAUUUGCACGAGAUUUACCCGUUUCUUCACACCGUCUGCAGCAGAUAAAGGAUGAGGGAUUAGUGACAAGAUUUGACAAGACAUUAAAAAUAGAGACAGAUGAAGCAAAUCAGUUCUUUACCUCUGUUUUGGAUGACUCAUCGGAAUCAGCAUUGCAAGAGCAUGGAAUAGCACAGCUGAGAGAUUUACCCAUUGAAUUUCAACUCACUGGAUUGGAGGAAGAGCCAGAGAAUGAAAUGGAAAAUGCCAGCAGAAUGUCAGAAGAAAAAGCCAAAUUUGACUUGUAUAUAAAUGAACAGAUAAUUGAAAGGAUACCUGCUAAAUAUGAACAUGAAAAAUUACAGAGAGAAAGGAAUAUAAAUCUUUUCAACCCAAGUACAUCAGAAGUCCCUUUAACUAGCAAGCUUCCAAGAGGCGUUGCACCUCGCAUCUUGAAGGAUGAAGGCUUUUAUGUCAGUCAGAAACCAGACGUUUUGAAAAAAAUAGUUAACAAAAUGGAGAAUCGCCUACUUGUGCAAGGCAAGAAUAAAUGCUGGUUUGGAGAAGAUGGGAAUAUAAUCGCAUUACCAGAGCCAAUUAAGCUUCCCUGGAAUAGUAGACAAUCACCACCAAAUCGCAAUGCGGAUGACCCUCAACCAGGUCUGGAAACUGUGUAUAGGAAGGCAAUAGUUAGUGAACUUGUAAUUGAUAUAGCUGGUAAUUUUAAGGAGAUUUCACAAAUCUAUCAGCUGGAUGUCAAUAUUGCAAGUUUGCGUUUUAUUCAUCAUCCUUUAUUCAGCAGAGAACAUGUUUUGGCUGCAAAGCUAAUGCAGCUUCAUGACAAUUACCAACAGAGGCAAGGAAAAAAUAUCAGCCAGCUCUUGAUUGAGAAGCUGCAAACCUUAACUAAUAUGAUAAUGAGCUUGGAGGUAAAUUCCAUAAAUCACAAUAGAAUUGAAGAUAUAAAGAAGCAAAUUGGGGAAACAAAGCGGCUUCUGAAUGUGGAAAAGGAAAAAGACCGCACCCUUCUUACAAACAUUUUGAAUGUCUGGAAACAAAUAAAAGGUUUGAGAAAAAUGGAGAAGUGCAUCCAUACACCAAUAAAGCUCCAAGUGCAAAAGCUGGAAGUGAAUUACAAAUCACUUGGAAAGCAAUGUGAAGUGGAGUACCUUGCAGAAGUUGUUGAACUAGAACAACAAUUUGAAGAUAAAUUCAAUAAAGAAAUGGAGAUAUAUAAUGAAAAAUUAGAAAUUUGGAAAAAUAAACAGGUAUGUAUAUGUACAGUUUCCUGCAGCACACAGAUGAUGGAAGAGGGCCUUCAUGUUGAAUAUCCAAGGAAUGUUCUUUGGUACAAACUACUGAUGCUUUUGUGGUAUCUUGCUUCUGAUGCAAACAAAUCAACUCCUCGGAUUCUAAUGCCCAUGUCCCACGCUCCCUAUUUACCGGCUUUGUUCCUUAUUGUCCAGAACUUAUUUCUGAAGCUCAAGAAGUCGAACUUGUUGAACGUGGGGGCUAACGUACCUCGUGGAAAACUACGCAUGCGCGUUGACAGCCACGAGGAAAAAGGCAUUAUUCUGGGUGCGUUGCUCUGCAAUGCGAUUAUUAUUCGGCAGGCUAACACUUUCCUGUUUGAAAGUAAAGGUAGAACCACGUUUAACAAUUGCUGGUGGUUAGGUCGGGUCGUCGCCGCGGCUGACAACGUCACCACAACCCCAAAGUCGGGCCACCGGAACGGCACCACAGCCCCGUGUUCGGGCCACCGCCGGCGGAACGUCGCCCCAGCCCCGAAUUUUCAAAUACUGCAAGCAAUCAAUCUACUCACGGCCCUCUCGGUCUAUGAAGUCUUCUCUUCUUCUAAUGACCCAGGUGUCAACCAUGUCAGUGCUUCCGCCCAGGAUUCAGGCUCUGACUGCGGCGGCCUUUACUGGCGGACCAACCGAGGUGAUUCCCGGAUGCGUGUGGGGCGGCCGGCAUCAAUGGGCCUCGCCCCACCGCUGCAGGUAGGAACUCCACCAAUCGUCGCCGGUGUCGUCGGAGACCGGCUGCGUUGCUGUGCCCCCGGCGGAGAUUGGAAGCUGUUGGGGAAUCCGUCGUGGGACCGCCGAUGCACGACUGGCCGAGGCUCCACCCUGCAGCUGGGCCGACAACAGCCCAACCGGACAGGCAGCCAGUGGCCGGGGAUCGUCGAAAUAUACGUCGGCGAAGAGCAGAAGGACGUCUUUGGGGAGGCCCGCUCGAUUGGGAUGCUAGGCCUUGAGCAGCAACUGAAUACCUCGCUGGCAGAAUUGAUGCCAAAGGGCAUCCGCAAAAAUUUGCAGCGGCCAAAGGGGAAAGCCAAGGAAAGCAAACUUAUAGAUGGAGAUGAAUCAGUCAAUGAAUACACUGAUGAUGAUUCAGAAGAGCCCCCAAAACAUUCUGUGCCAACAGAUAGAGCAACAAUAGAAAAUAUGGCAAAAAUAAGAACUGCAGUUGAUUACAGUCAAAGACAAGAACCUAUGUUGAUUCCUAAUCUGUCACAGACAAUGACUGUAACACCAGAUUUAAAUUGCUCUGGGGGAGAACAACGUAGAAGAAUGGAAAUGCGAAACCAUAAAUUCUUCAUUAGUAUUUUUUAUAAUGAGAAACUCGUUUCAUCCACUAUCACUUCACAACUGCAAUCAGAUUUUACUGUACAAUUUCAACAAAUAUUCAAUGUUCAGAUUAUACACAAACCUGAAAACAUUAGAUUAGAGAUUUAUGAAUUAAUAAACACAAAGAUGAACUUGUUGGCAAAACUAUACAUACCUGUUCCUGAAGUAACCAUGAUUACCAGCACUGUUGCUUUGGAAGAGAUAGAAUUCAGUAGUGAUGAAAUAGUUGUAACUAACCACGAUGGAGUUGGAAGCAAUACACCGUUUCUUUUAGAUGAGGGGAAAUCUGAAGAGUGUUUGUUGACAUCUGGAAGAUUACUGUAUGCUGUAUCAUGGGGAAUAGAUGAGAAUGGCACAGCCCUUGCACCUCCAGCACCAAAGCCAAAAGCCUAUACAGAAAGCAUGGAUGCUAUUGCCUCAAUUGGAAUGUCUCGGAUAAAUGAUUUGCAGAAACUUGCCAAGUGGGCAAAAAAAGCCAGAAUUGAUCCCAAUGAUCCCCAGAAUUUAAACUUGAUGCAUGUAAUUAAGUAUGCCACUGAGGAGGAUCAAAAUGUCCCAAAAUACUUUAGGUUACAGCAAAUGCAAGAUGAGUUUAACUUUAUUACAGAUGAAAAAUUGGAGCAGUCUAGACGGUUUCGUCUUCUGAUGCAUAGAAAUUCUGGUGUUCCUGAAUAUUGUUGCUAUAAGCAAGUGCCGCCAUAUGAAAGAGAGAUACCAGAGCAUAUUUUUGAGGAAUUUGCAAUUCAAAAGGAUGAUAUUUUUAUAAUUAUGGGAGAAGAUUCACUGACAGAACAGAGAAUGAUGGCACAUAAAUAUCUUGAGAAGGUAGCAAAGUGUGGAGAUAAACAUUAUAGAUUAACAAAGUAUCAAAGCCAAAUAAGCCUUGCCUUGUUCGACAUAAUUGCACCUCGAAAAACAUUGAAACCUAUGCGUAAGGAAAGAAAGAAAAUACCUGCUCAGACCUUGUCUGAUGGAGAUAUUAAGAUGCUUAUUAAUGUAAUAGGAGCAUACAACAUACCAAUGAGGAAGUGCGUUGUCAGGGCACAGCCACUUUUUGGUCUAAUGUCUCCAGUGUCUGGAAUGUCGAGCAACAUGCAUUAUAGGAAACCUGAAGGUGAAGAGGAUCCUUUUAACCAGGUAGCCAAACAAUGCCAUUUGUUAAAAGUUACAGUUGGAAAAUUAUAUAAAAUUCAAGUGCAACCUUUUGUAGAAGUAACCUUCCAGCAAUCAAUGUAUCAGACAAGUAUUGCUGAUGGAUCCCAGCCAUGUUGGAAUGAAAAACUUGAAAUGGAUUUCAGAUCACCCAAUGGAGAUUACAACAGUGCAGCCUUAUGCAAAAUGAAGGACAAAAUAUUAAUUAAUGUAUUUGAUAGCUUAACUCUUACUAUUCCACAGACCGACUGCCCUGAGACAUGCAGAAUGAAGCCACAUAUCCAGAAUUGGCUGGGAUCCAUUUCUAUCCCUUUCAGUACUAUCCUGGAACAAUCAAAGGUCAGUGGAACUUUCAGACUAGACACCCCAGUAAUGUUACUAGGAUACACAUGGAAGAAAAUAGAUACAGGUUAUUGUGAACAGUUUUAUGAAUUUGGACUUGCAGAAAGCUCACUUUUAACAAUUUUUAUUACCCUGGAUCCUCAAGUUUCUUGUUCAGACAACGAAGACAAACAACCCCCUCUAUGGCAGUUAGAAACAAUAGAAGAUGAGGAGAUUUUACACUUGGCAUAUACAUUUCAAAAGGAGAUUCGUAAUCUUUAUCCAAAGAGAAGAGUUGUUGUCAAUAUCAUUGACAGUGAAUGCAGAGUUGGCAUUGUUACGAGAUACAUCAGGCCGCUUAGUCCACCACAAGAGCUACUUGACGUAUUUCCAGAGAAUCCAGAGGCAACCUUUAAUCUUGUAGCUAGAUUUGUCUCCUUGAUUCCGUACCUUCCAGAUAAUUUAGGAUUUUCCGAUGCUUGCAAUAUUUGGUUGACAUCACAGCAAUUUCUUAAUCUAAUACUUGGAGGUAAAGAGGAUCAUGCAGUUCUUCUUUGUAACUAUUUCUUGUACAUGAAAAUGAAUGCGUAUGUACUCUUAGGAACUUCAAUUCUCGAAGGCCCAACAGCUUAUGUGAUUAUUCAAGAAAAAAUGACCACCAUGAUUUGGAAUCCUGAAACUGGGGAUUGCUAUGAGCAAUUUAAUGUUUUUUGUCCACUGCAAAGUGCUGAUUGUUUGAUCAAUAACGAAAAUGUCUGGUUUAAUAUUCAAAAGCAAAGUCGUCCUAUGAGCAUAAGUUUUGAUACCUCAAAAGAACAUAAUUGGCGACCAUUCUUCAAGAGUCCCCUGCAUAAUGUAUUGUCUUCUGUGCAGCCACCAGAAUUAAUCUACUAUUCCACUGAAAAUGCCCUGGUGGAUAAAUUACAGAACAGAAUUGAAUGGGCACUGAAGAAUAAAAUCAUGGAAUGGAGAGUCAAACGCCCCACUCGAUGGAAUCGUUACUGUACUGGAGUGUUUCAAAAUUUUCUUCCUCUGCUAGAGCAAAAUCUUGGUCGCUCAGUAAGUGAAGAACAGAGCGCCGGUCUAGAGAGCCUUUUAAAAGAGUACAAGGUUUCUGGAUUUCCUAUUCAAAUGUGCUAUUCAAAGUUGGAGUCAAUAUUCGAUAAAGUUUACAGUACUGGCAUUCAUAAAACAGAUAUUCCAAAUGUUGAGUUUGCUGUCGCCGUGUACAUUCAUCCAUACCCCAACAAUGUAUUAUCACUAUGGAUCUACAUAGCAUCUUUAGUUCAUGACUUCUAAAAAAUACUUAAACUUGUCGUUGUUUAGUAUUUUUGAUCUUGCUUUGCCCUUUUGUUGUAGUGUUUUUCCAUGCUGUUCAUUUUAUUGACAUCUCCCAUUGUUAGUUGUAUGUAGAAAUUAUUAAUAAUGUUAAAGUUCUUUAGUCCAAUGGGCUGCACCAUUUUCAUAAAUUAAACACAUUUAAUAAUUUUCAAAUUACCCACUUCAAUUCUUUCUGCUUUCUAGAAAAAUAGAAAAAUUCUCCAUCAAUCUAUUUAGUAUUCUGUUUCAUUGGAGCUUCCUCUUACAAUUUUACCAAAUUCAUUUAUCUCCUGGCCUCAUCAAGAUGUGUUCUUAACUCUAAAUAUAAAAAACAAAUAUCAGCAACCAAUAGUUAAUAUAAAUCAUUCAUUAGGAGAUACCGCCAGCAAUAUUUUUGUAAACAUACAAUUGAUUUUCCGUUUUUGCAAUCCUGUUUGAAAGUGUAAAGAGACAGAACAUUUUCAUUUUUUCUAUUAUCUUUUCAUUGCAAAUAAAAUCAACAACUUUCACUUCGGAAAUAAACAUUUGUGUCCAGUUGCAAGUGUAGGUUAAAAAUAUUGGUGGUGUACAUAUGAAAAACAGAUAAUAUCUCACAAAUAUUUCAUUAAAACUCAAUACCAUUUUAGUUUUAAAAUAUAAACCAAAAUGUUUAAAGUCAUUUAUCAUGUAACAAAACUAAGGUGGCAGAAUACUCGCCCAUGUUGCUGAAAUUACGUGUUUGAUAGUUGAAACUCGGGGAAGAGCUUUGACCCAUGACAACUGACCUCAUCCUAUCAGAGAUGUAAGAGGAUUUGUGUUUAAGUCAGUUUCUGAUGUUGUACUGGCUUUGGAACUUUCCUAUAAACAUAUAUUGAUGGUUCUAUCAGAUUUCUCAUUUUAUAUGUAGGAUUCCAAAAUCUGUAAUUGAGAGAGAAAUUUAUUAAAUCCUCUGUCAUUGGAGAUGAGUUUAUAUCAUUUACUCUACUAAGAAUUUGGGGUGAAUAGAUGGAGGAACGCUAAUCUGACAAACAAAUAUGAUUUUUUAACCAAAGCUAAAUAGAACGCUCAGCGAAAAUCGAAAAAAAAUAUGUAAAAUAAUUAGGUUUCUUUAAAAUUAUUGAAAACAU